This is a messenger RNA of Apodemus sylvaticus (European woodmouse), 2022 nucleotides long. It is a transcript of the gene Dkkl1, whose product is annotated as dickkopf like acrosomal protein 1. The record is from RefSeq and is a predicted model, not a curated record. The coding region runs from base 1255 to 1947 and encodes 230 amino acids. Gene Ontology annotation, molecular function: receptor antagonist activity; co-receptor binding. Lineage: Eukaryota; Metazoa; Chordata; Mammalia; Rodentia; Muridae. The transcript is spliced from 5 exons. Gene Ontology annotation, biological process: negative regulation of canonical Wnt signaling pathway.
GGAAAAAGAAGCGCUGGCUGUCUUCAAACUCAAAGCCAAGAGUGGCUGGCAUAUGGGCUUUAUGAGUCUGACAGAAAGGGAAGCUUGGAUUUGGGAUUUCUUGGAAAUACAGCACAGGACUGUGAAUGGGGGUGGGGGUGCAGGUAGCUGGGUUUUUUAAUUAAAUCAGCCAGAAAACGAGAAACAUCUCCAGUGAUGCUCAGAGUCAAUAAAUGGGGGUAAACCAGAUGGUGGGGUGCUAAAGGCACUGGCAGCCAACCUUGAACUCGAUCCUGGGGGCCUGCACGGAGGCAGGUGAGAACCAGUUCUUGAAAAUUGCCUGCUGACCUCCGCAUCUGGGCCAUGGCAGUCCUGCGCGCAAGCACUCUGAAUAAAUACAAUUAAAUGAAUAAUCUUAGACCCAGAUAUGAGGUGAACGUGGGUCCAAGGAGUUCUGGAUACAGCAGUGUGACCUGGGUGAAACAUUGCUCUAGUUCAAAGGGCGUGGCCAUCUGUGUUUGAUGGUUGACUCCCUUGGGAGAGUUAGGAUCAGAGAACUGUAGGCAGAACUGAAGGCUUGGGGCCGAGGCCAAUGAUAAGUCCAGGAAAUAGAGGCAGAAAGAUAAGAUCGACAAGUGUGAGUGUGGUUCUAGAAUAGGAGCAAGAACAGGAGGGGACCUAGCAGUCUGACUUAAGGGAAGUAGUUAGUGAAGAAUGGAGGUUAUACAGAAGCAAGACCAUAGAAGGAAGGUCUAAGGGUAAGGAGACAGGUGGCUGUGACUUAAAGGGCAAGCUUGUAGACACAAGCGAUCUCCAGAAAGGUCUGGGAGAAUUUAGGUAGGUCAGCGGGUGGAGGCGUGGUCAGGAAAAAGAGGGCGUGUCCCUUUGAUGAAUUCUGGCCAAAGAGGAAAAUCUGUCUUAAAGGACAUUGUUGCCAAAAAGAAAAGAGGCUCUCAGGCAUGAGUAAGGUCACCAGGCGUGACCUUGAGGGGUCUCAUGGAGGUGUGGUUAGUGAACAAUACAGACGUGGAUAUGCCAGAGACUGACGGUGGAGAAGAGAGGAUUCUAGGUGACCGUGUGUGGUGGGCGUGGUGAAACAAUUGGGGCGUGGUCAGUCUCGUGGAGCGGUGGCCCCCAACGAACGCUCCGGUAAUUUGCCAAGGCUCGAGACCAGAACUGGAUAUUAACUGUCCGUAUCCGGCGGUGUCCGGAGCCGGGUGGCCGAACUGCAGUCCAGAAGGCGCGAAUGUAGGCAAAGCCUCCCACCCACCUGUGAUGUGUCGCCUGAGGGUCCUGCUGCUGCUGCUCUCCUUGGCAGUCGUGUUGUCCUCUGCUGUCCCGAUCCAUGAUGCCGACGCUCAGCAGAACUCCUCUGGGUUCCUGGGCCUUCAGAGUCUUCUCCAAAGCUUUAGUCGACUGUUUCUAAAAAAUGACCUGCUACAAGACUUGGACAACUUCUUUUCCUCCCCCGUGGACUUCCGAGACCUUCCUAGGAACUUCCAUCAGGAAGAGAACCAGGAGCACAGACUGGGAAACCAUACCCUCUCCAGCCAUGUACAGAUAGACAAGGUGACUGACAACCAGACAGGGGAGGUUGUCAUCUCUGAGAAGGUGGAGGCCUCCAUUGAGCCAGAAGGGAACCCAGAAGGUGACUGGAAGGUUCCCAAAGUGGAGGCAAAAGAGACCCUGGUGCCCGUGCAGAAGGUGACCGACAGCUCGCACCCAGAGCCCCGGCGGGUGGCGUUCUGGAUCAUGAAGAUGCCGAGGCGGAGGAUCCAGCCAGACGUCCAGGAUGGAAGCCGCUGGCUCCUAGAAAAGCGACAUCGCAUGCAGGCCAUCCGGGACGGGCUCCGUGGGGGCGCCCACGACGACGGCCUUGAGGAAGGGGUGCAUGUCCCCCAACACGCCAAGCUGCCUGUCCGAAAGACACACUUUCUCUACAUCCUCAGGCCGUCCCAGCAGCUGUAAGGUGGGGACCAGAUGUCCCUGCGUGCCCCACACCCUACCCCACACCAUAGGAAAUAAAGGUUUUUCUUACAUCUA